Molecule: messenger RNA, 2200 nt
Organism: Camellia sinensis
Lineage: Eukaryota; Viridiplantae; Streptophyta; Magnoliopsida; Ericales; Theaceae
Source: RefSeq, a predicted model, not a curated record
AAACAUAAAAUAAAAUAAAUUUCAAUUUCAAUCGACAUCCACGCCCCUGGCCAAAUUAAAAACAAAAGCUCAUAAUCAUCAUCAUCAGGUCCAGCAAAUCCUCGUCUCUUCUCUCUCACGUCACAUUCUCUGCAAAUUCAAUCCCCAAAUCUCACAUCAAAGGGGAAGCUGUAUAUGCAGGACUUUUGAAGUUUGAGUAUGUUUUUGGUGAGGAAUUGAUUGGGAGUUGAGAAGAUGUAUCGGCCUGUGGCUGCCACCACUACCCGGGGUGGAUUACCGACUGAUAGUGGGGGGGAUUCUGUGGUGACUCUGGACCAAGUUCCGCGUUGGAUUGAUUCCGAGUUCAGGUUUUCGUACGAGAAUGAAGAUCCCGCCUUUCCCAAUUCCUACUUUCCGGACCACCCUUUAACUUCUCCAGCAGGGGCAGAGAGUAGUGGAAAUGGAAUGGUGUCCAGGUUUCCCAUGGAUCACGAAAUCAACUCGAAGAUUUAUCUGUGGAGGGGCAACCCUUGGAAUCUUGAGGUGGAUGCUGUUGUUAACUCCACAAAUGAGAACUUGGAUGAAGCACACAGCAGCCCUGGUUUGCAUGCUGCAGCUGGACCUGAUCUUGCAGAUGAAUGUGCAACAUUGGGUGGCUGUCGAACGGGGAUGGCAAAAGUUACCAAUGCAUAUGGCCUUCCUGCUAGGAGGGUUAUGCAUACUGUGGGUCCCAAGUAUGCUGUAAAGUAUCAUACCGCUGCAGAGAAUGCUUUGAGUCACUGCUAUCGGUCUUGCCUUGAACUUCUCAUCGAGAAUAGGCUUCAAAGCAUUGCUAUGGGCUGCAUAUACACAGAAGCAAAAAAUUAUCCUCGUGAACCUGCUGCUCACGUGGCAAUAAGAACCGUGCGACGGUUUCUUGAGAGACACAGAGAUGAAAUAGUGGCUGUUGUUUUCUGUACUACGACGUCAGUUGAUACUGAGAUAUAUAAACGAUUGCUUCCGCUUUAUUUUCCUCGGGAUAAACAUGAAGAGGAAGUGGCCAUGGCAAAGCUUCCUGCAGAUGUUGGGGAUGAAAACGGCGAGACAGUUAUAGAUGAACGUAAAAUCAGAAUAAAGCCUUUGCUCAAUGUGAAAAAAAGUGUUUCGAAACCUCUUCAAGCAUCAAUGGAUCUUCCUGCCAGUGAUGUUGGGUUGAUGAAACGGAACUCAUCAUAUUUGGAUUCAUAUUUAGAUCCUGCUUUCAUGUCCCUGAUUAAGGAUCCAGAUGAACGACGGAAGGAACAAUGGGAAAAAACUGCUCAAGCACAGAGUGGAUGGAAUUGUGCUAAAAUGCUCGGAUUUGGUGACCUUGGUGGGCCUCCAAUGUCAGCUGCUGAAGAAUACUCUAUUCAUUCUCGACAUCUUGCUAAAGCAAAUUCUGUUAACCUUUCUGAAAUUGCGGAAAUGAAAAUUGUUUACCGCGGGGGGAUUGAUAGUGAGGGUCGUCCAGUGAUGGUUGUUGUGGGAGCACAUUUUUUGCUGCGAUGUCUUGAUCUGGAGCGAUUUGUGCUUCACGUAGUAAAGGAGUUUGAGCCCUUGAUACAGAAGCCUUAUUCCAUUGUUUACUUCCACUCUGCAGCAUCUUUACAGAUGCAACCAGACCUUGGAUGGAUGAGGAAGUUACAACAAAUACUUGGUCGCAAACACCAGCGUAACCUUCAUGCAAUUUAUGUUCUUCACCCGACAUUUGGACUAAAAGCUGCAAUUUUUGCUCUGCAACUGUUUGUAGAUAGUGUGGUAUGGAAGAAAGUGGUAUAUGUUGAUCGCCUUUUGCAGCUAUUCAGAUAUGUUCCUCGUGAGCAGCUGACCAUCCCCGACUUUGUGUUUCAGCAUGAUUUGGAAGUGAAUGGAGGGAAGGGCCUAAUUGUGGAUCCUAGAACAAAAUAUGUAUAUCCUCGAACAUAGUUUUAUUGCGAUUCAAAAUUGGAGCAAGUGUUUGAGCUGGUCUUCAUGAUUGCGUUUUCUUCAUUUCUAUGCAUUUUUUUUGUCAUUUCUUCCCAUUUUAUUGUCUAAAGGUAUCGGGGUUAUAUGUGUUUUUAUUUAUAAACAAGUCAGCUUUCAUUUUAUUUAAUUUUCUCAAAAUUUAGAAUUUUUUUAUUUUUGAAAAUAUUUCCGGAUGAAUGUUCUGUAUAAUGUUUGCAGAUGGAAAUAAAGCAGCAGCUUCUUUUUUCCUCUCCUGAAA